GUGACCGGAAGUAUGUAAUAGUAGUAAUAGUAAAGGUAGUUUUGACAGUUUUAGUAAAACUUCUUAUUAACUAAUAAUCAACUAAAUAAAUACGUUAAAUACAUCGGUUUUCAAAUGUCUUACUGGGUCUGCUGCAAUUCCUGCUUUGGUUCACCCAGCGCAGACCGCAAACUGGCUGUCACCUCCUGUGGUCAUGUCUUGUGUAGUGUCUGUUAUCAGAAAGGCAACCCAGGGGAAUGUUUCAUUUGCAGCACCCAAUGCCAAGUAUCACCUCUCUCAGAUAAAAGCAGCUCUGAUGUGAAGGCCUUGUUCUCUGACAUCAAAACAGUGGCAACCAAACACGUAGCAGAGAUCAGCAAAGUUAUGAUGUUUCAGACAAGACAUCAGAAGCGGCUUUUGACUCACUUUCAGCAAAGGAAUGAGAAACUAGAGGAGGUGUUAGUCAAGAUGAAACAAGAAAUGCAGCAGAUGAAGAGGAAGCUGAAUGAACAGAGUGCCUACAUUGCUCAGCUGGAAAACUCACUUCAACAUCAGAGUAUUAAGCUGUCAACAGUGCCUCAGAUCAGCCGCAGUUCCCAUACUCCACAAGGGCAUAAACCAGUCCUACAGAUUCCCUUCAAUUCCACUGUGUCCUUCUCACGACACUCACCAGUCACUAACAUCAUUGAAAACAUGGAGGUAGAUGAAAGGAGUCUGUGCAGGAAACCUGACUCUGUAUCCAGACUGUCAAUAAUCAAGCCGCCACAAGACGGACGAAUGGGUGGUAUCCCUUGCAGGUCAUCCAACCAAAACAUGCCAGCCGCCCACUCUGCAUGCUCAGCCACAGUCAGUCGUUUUCAAGGAGCACCUUUGACCUCAGAGAUGCCAUACAGCCAGAGCUCUGGAUGGAAGUCUCUCAUCUUCAAACCUCCGGCCUCCUUCAGACACUCCAUGUCCUCUCCGGCCUGCCCUCCUCCUUAACAUAAACACACAUUUAUUGUCUGUUAUGAAGCCUGUAGAGGGAGUGCCUUUGGCCACAUGACACCUCUGUAGAGGUGUUGAUAAUUUUUGCAAAGUUAUCUGUGAGUUGAUUUUAGCCAUUCUUUAUGUACAUGUAUAAUUAAAAACAUCCAGCUUGAGUCCAUAAGCACUGUUAUGAACUCUGUUAACCCAUUUGUGUUAAACUGCAAUUUUCU
Melanotaenia boesemani (Boeseman's rainbowfish) is the source of this 1175-nucleotide messenger RNA. Its product is annotated as probable E3 SUMO-protein ligase RNF212. Gene Ontology annotation, molecular function: SUMO transferase activity. Gene Ontology annotation, biological process: homologous chromosome pairing at meiosis; protein sumoylation; reciprocal meiotic recombination. NCBI's taxonomy places the organism in Eukaryota, Metazoa, Chordata, Actinopteri, Atheriniformes, Melanotaeniidae. The transcript is spliced from 13 exons. The coding region runs from base 115 to 960 and encodes 281 amino acids. The record is from RefSeq and is a predicted model, not a curated record. Gene Ontology annotation, cellular component: synaptonemal complex.